Exophiala oligosperma is the source of this 1922-nucleotide messenger RNA. RefSeq lists its product as uncharacterized. Bases 554 to 1462 code for a protein of 302 amino acids. The transcript is spliced from 2 exons. NCBI's taxonomy places the organism in Eukaryota, Fungi, Ascomycota, Eurotiomycetes, Chaetothyriales, Herpotrichiellaceae. Gene Ontology annotation, cellular component: extracellular region. The record is from RefSeq and is a predicted model, not a curated record.
GGGGUCCUUGUCGGUAGGACGCCGGAUCGACUAUUUACCAGAUAUCACCCAUUCACUCCCUCGCGCGGCUACUUCACUUCCUCUCACUCUCUCGCUUCACCUUUGAGUCCAGGCACUUCAUCUUUGUAUGAUCCCAUCUUGUUGCAACUCACCACUCCUUUGAGCUGCUCAAGAUCAGUCGUUCUUUACCUUGCCUCGGCCUUUCAAUUGUUAGCAACGCACAGUCGGUGACCGUGCAUCCUUCGGAUCGUCCCCAGCCAGUCCGUGCCUCAACACCAACACUCUUUGACCAGAGUCCAGUCCUCAGCCUCACCUGGUGUGAAAAAGCAUCAACCAAAACACUUGGGCCAUUGCUCGGACACUGCUCACCCAGCCAGCUGUCACCAACCCACGAAUUCUAUCAUCUGCGCAGCCCGGUGCAUUGCCAUUUCCUGCCACAUUCUGGUAUCAAAUAGCCCUCGCAUAACCACCGAAUUCAGUCUCAAUAAUCAUCAGACUAUUGCGACCAACAACUCGACUACGACUUACUAGUUCCGACUCUUCGACUGCAAACAUGAAGUUAUCCAUUGUCGCCCUCGCCGCCACAUGCGCCGCAUUGACUGCCGCCAAACCACUGGACAAACGUGCACUGACCACCACUGUCGAAUGGGAAACCGUCACCGUUACUGUCACCGGCACUCCUCCCGCUGAGACUGAGCCGGCCAUUGCCUCUUCUGUCGCACCCGCACCCGCUGCCACUACCGAUGCCGUCUCAUGGUCUUCCAACAACGACUGGACUUCGGGCUCUGGUUGGGGUGGAUGGGGGAAUGGAUGGCGAGGUGGAUGGGGAGGGGGAAGUGCCAGUGCUGGUUCUUCUGCCGCGGUGACUUACACUCAACCCCCAUCAUCUGGUCCUGCUCCUACCUCAACUGGCGGAGAAACUCCAAGCUCGUCCACCCCUAGUCAGCCAGCUUCCACCAGCGUCUCUUCCGACUACCAACAAGGUAUCCUCGACUCACACAACAUCCAUCGCCGAAACGCAUCUGUUUCCGAUCUCACUUGGAGCGACAACAUGGCAUCAAUUGCAGCUCAGAUUGCAGCCAGCUGUGUCUAUGCUCAUGAUACUAGCACCGGCGGAGGUGGCUAUGGUCAGAACAUUGGCGCCGGUGCUGCUCCCUCUGAUGUGCCAGGAAUGAUCACCAACGAAAUGUACAACAACGAAAUCAACUGGUACCCUCUGCCAUAUGGUGUUGAGCCCGACAUGACCAACUUCGAGAAGUGGGGUCACUACUCUCAGAUUGUCUGGAAGUCAACCACCUCUGUCGGAUGUGCUACCCAAUACUGCCCCAAUGGUUUGGCCAACACUGGAGGCGGGGUCAGCCCAUACUUCACUGUCUGCAACUACAGCCCUCCUGGAAACUUCGGCGGUGAGUAUGCAGCAAACGUUCUGCAGCCCCAGGGUGAGCCCACAGUGACGCUGUAAAUGUCGACUUGAUGGUGUUUCUUCAUGAUUGACGAUUCAUUGCAUUGCACUUGCACCUUGAGAACCUACAGCGGGCGCAUUCUUUCCUUCCAAGGCUGGUUAUGGCCACACAUUUAUGAAACCAAGAGUUUGUUGUGAUUUUGGAGCUUGCGACCAGCGUCGCCAACACUGGAUAUUGUUGGGUUGUUUUCUUUCCACGCGCAGGUCAUUUGGACACCUCGUUGCUUCUCUGAGAGGGAACCGAGGCCGCACAGAUUUUCACUUCGUUUUUUACCUCUUGGGCUACAGUUGGGGAAUCUUUUUCAUUUCUUUUUUCAAGUCUGCAAAGGAAGGCAGAUAGAGAGACGUCGAGUGGCUCUGGGUUCAGUCUCUACUUUUAGCUUACGGCGACGAACCAAAAAUGUACAACAGCAUUCCAAACAUUCAAUUUCCCCUGGCCAAUCCCAUGUUUCUCGUUGGA